This is a messenger RNA of Pungitius pungitius (ninespine stickleback), 1371 nucleotides long. Its product is annotated as apoptosis facilitator Bcl-2-like protein 14. Bases 121 to 996 code for a protein of 291 amino acids. Gene Ontology annotation, biological process: regulation of extrinsic apoptotic signaling pathway. The transcript has 7 exons. The record is from RefSeq and is a predicted model, not a curated record. NCBI's taxonomy places the organism in Eukaryota, Metazoa, Chordata, Actinopteri, Perciformes, Gasterosteidae.
CAAUGGUCCCCGGAGUCUUUAAACAGCCGGGACGAAGGCGGAGUAGUUAUACGUCGUCCGAACUGAACGAGGAAGCUGUCGACUUGUGUUCCUUUUUUUCUCUAUUUGACCUGAAGCACCAUGGCGAACGGACAAGUGGAAAUCCACGACCCCUUUGCGGAGCCCGUCAGCAGCCCGGAUCGGGGCCCCGAGCCCCCGUCAGACAGCGACAGCAUGGAGCCCACGGUGGAGUUCAGGGUCCUCAUGGCCUACGCCAAGAGGAGGCGACCUCAGAAGGCGGCGCCUUCAGAGGAGGCCGAGGCGCCGUCGGCCCACACGCCGGACCAGACGGAAACGGACGAGCAGCAGCAGCCGACGAGGAGGAGGAAGAAAAAGAAGAUGAGGAUGAAGCGAUGGACACGGAGCAUUUUUAGCUGCAUCAAACCUCAGACUGAAGACCAAGCGCAGAGCCGAGGAUCGAGUCACCCUGACGUACACGACCGAUGUGCUCCUCCGAAAGGAGCUGCGGAAGUAGAUGAAGUAGAAGAUGAAGAGUUGAACGAGGUAGCAGAGCGACUCACCAAGAUGGCCGACGAGAUCCCGUUCGUUCGUCCAGAUCUCGAGACGGACUCUGUGGAAGAUGAGACGGUGGAGAAGCUGAUCGGGGUGCUGCUGAGGGACACGGGAGACAAGCUGAACGAGGCGGAGCUCAAGGACUUGACCAUCAAGCUGUCUUGGGACUACGGUUUAUUUAAGCUGCUGAUGUCAACCUUCCUGACGAGGAUGGGCCUCAGGAGCCCCCACCCCGACUCCCCGGGGCCCAAAGCUUCCCCCAAGACCCAGAUCGCCGUGGCCUGCGAGGUCACCAGCCGCCUGGUGGGGUUCAACCCGCUGCCCAGGAACCGGCUGCUGGACCACGGAGCCCGGUACCUGCAGCACUACUAUUCCCCCUGGGCCCAGCAGCAUGGAGGAUAUGAAGAAGCGUUCUACAGUGACGAUGAGGACGACAGCCAGUGAGCAGAAAGGAGUUAAACUUUCCUCAAAGACUCUUCUUUCGUGUUUAAAUUCAUUCCUUUUCAUGAAAAGUUGUUCAGGUUUAUUUUGUGCCAAUUACCUUUAGCCAAAGACACAAGUGUUGUUGUGCCGUGCAAAUCAACUUUUGAAUGUGAUUUCAUGAGAAAUAAUAAUAACAAUGUUUCUUUUCAGGGAAACGCGGGCAAACUGUGGUCAUUUUAAAUUAGUGUUUGUGCAGAAGAAAACCGAAAUAUAUAUAUUUUAUCAUUUGCAUUUUUUCACAAAUAAUUUAAAUGAUGUUCACUUUUUUGUCAAAAAAUGAUUGUCUAAAUUAAACAUAAACUGAAUUGUUUGUAAUAAAAUGUAAUUUAAUAUCAA